Diprion similis is the source of this 1204-nucleotide messenger RNA. Its product is annotated as odorant receptor 13a-like. The transcript has 4 exons. Lineage: Eukaryota; Metazoa; Arthropoda; Insecta; Hymenoptera; Diprionidae. Gene Ontology annotation, cellular component: plasma membrane. Gene Ontology annotation, molecular function: odorant binding; olfactory receptor activity. Gene Ontology annotation, biological process: sensory perception of smell; detection of chemical stimulus involved in sensory perception of smell. The record is from RefSeq and is a predicted model, not a curated record. Bases 1 to 1188 code for a protein of 395 amino acids.
AUGAACAAGUAUAUGUACUUCAGCGAAUUUUGGCUGGAGAACACCGGUAUAUUCGAACGUGAUGGAAAACGGUAUAUCAUCUUGAUGAUCGUGCCGCUAGUUAUUAAUAUAUCUGCUAUUAUUGGUGGAAUCGCCGAGCUCAGCCGUGUGACAGACGAUUUUCAACUCGUUGCUGAACUCGUGAGUGCGUGGCUGCUCAGCAUCAAUGCUAUAACGAGGUUUAACUGCUUGAUCAUCAAUCGAAAGAAAAUGAUCCGCUUAAGACACGUUGUUAAAACUGGCAAGGUGAGUGGAGGACAGCUAUCAGAAGCCGAUGAUCAGAUUUUAAGUCACUACGACCGACUAGGACUCCGCUUCUGUAGAAUUUACUCACUCAUAGCACUCGUAGUGAGCGUAUCGAUGCUGCUGCAGCCCAUUCCAGGCAUGUUGAUAUUCGGACACCAACGAAAGCUACCUUUUCCUAUUUAUUAUCCAUUCAACACGAACACAACGAUUGGCUACCUCGCCGCUUAUGUCCACGAAAUCAUGAGCGGUUGCGCCGUCAUUAUCCAAAUCUUGUCCUUUGAUUCGUGGUUCAUAUUCCUACUCCAUCACACCAGCAGUAAUCUUCACCUACUGCAAAAUUGGCUCGAAAAAAUCACUGAGACAGAACAACAUCGAGUGCACGAAAAAAUUGUCAGGUGCAUUCGGCUUCACCAGAAUGCCUACAAAUUUGCCGCGGACCUAGAGGAAGUUUUCAACAGAACUGUUAUUUUGCUUUUUCUUGUAACUACCGUCAAUAUCUGCAUCAGCGGCUAUGCGUUAACCAGAAGCGGUAGUCAACCGCAACUGCUGGUAAAACAUUUCUCCGCAAUUAGCGGACAAAUCCUGCAAGCCUUGUUACUCAAUUGGUGUGGACAGCUCAUCGAAGAUAAGGCUAGUAUAUGUGCCACUAAUAUAAUGAAGGAAUCUUUUAUCCUCAAAACGAGCGUUGGAGUGAGUCUCGCUGUUUCGAGGGCCAAGUUAUAUGAACUAAAACUUAACCAUCAAAAAGAUCUGGGCUUAUUAAUGAUGAUCCGAAGUCAGACGCCGAUAUCACUGACAGCUGGAAAAUUCUACAACUUAUCUCUAGUGACUUUCACGAAUGUAAGAUUUCGGAGCAUGUAUUCAGCCUAUCAGAUCGACGUGCCAAACUUACAUCGAGCUUAAAGAGAGACAGAAAAAA